UAGAAAGCCUUCAAAGCUUAGCACCAGCAAAAUUGAGUGCCCCCAAGAUCCCAAGUACUAACCAAAGACUCUCUCCACCACACCUCACAAGCUCAUAACGAAUGGCCAAAAUUCAUCCUCUCCCUCUUCCACCUACUGAACUUGAUCAAUCUUCUUCUUGCUCUUCCUCUUCAAAGCCCUCUACCUUUACUGUGUGGAUGAAAUCUCUUGUGAUGCAGGCUAAUGGAUGCACUGUUUACAAUGAAAAUGGAGAGAUUGUUUACAGAGUUGAUAACUAUGACAAAAAGGGAAGCAGUGAGGUCUAUCUCAUGGAUCUCAAAGGCAGAGUCCUCUUUACCAUAAGGAAACUAUGGCUUUUCAGACAGUGGAAGGGUUACAAAAGUGAUGGAUUGAAAAUAAAAGCUCAAAAGCCUUUCUUCCAAGUGAAAAAACGCUCAGGAAUUUUCACAAGUGAUUUAUCUUGUGAAAUUGCUGUUAGAUCUGGCAGUGCUCAACAUGGCUGCUACAAGUUAAAAGCUUCAGCUGGGAAAUCAGCUUUCAAGCUUACAGACAGCAAUGGAAGAAUAGUUGCAAAGGCCACAAGAAAGCAAACAUCCUCAGGAGUGGUACUAGGAGAUGAUGUGCUGACAUUAAUGGUGGAGCCUCAGGUUGAUCACUCCUUUAUCAUGGCUGUGGUGACUGUGUUUGGACUGAUUCAUCACAGACUGUGAGCAAAGUCUUCCAUUAAUUGUUGGCCUCAUGUUGGAACUGAGAAAGAAAAAUUUUUUCCCCCUCAUUUACUAACUCUUGAAUUUUGCUGAUGUAAAGGAUUUUUCUUCCUUCCUUUUGCCCAAGGAAUUGGUUUUUUCCUCCCAGUUUUUACUGUAUACACGGCUCUGCUGAAUCUGUAAUUAUCAAGAGAAAAAAAAGAAAUUCAAUAUCAGAAAAAUUCCCUCAAGUUUCAGUUAA
Molecule: messenger RNA, 948 nt
Organism: Manihot esculenta (cassava)
Lineage: Eukaryota; Viridiplantae; Streptophyta; Magnoliopsida; Malpighiales; Euphorbiaceae
Product: protein LURP-one-related 11
Exons: 3
Coding region: 102-710 (202 amino acids)
Source: RefSeq, a predicted model, not a curated record